Molecule: messenger RNA, 3680 nt
Organism: Nycticebus coucang (slow loris)
Lineage: Eukaryota; Metazoa; Chordata; Mammalia; Primates; Lorisidae
Gene: ETS2
Product: ETS proto-oncogene 2, transcription factor
Exons: 10
Coding region: 266-1675 (469 amino acids)
Biological process (GO): regulation of transcription by RNA polymerase II; cell differentiation
Cellular component (GO): nucleus
Molecular function (GO): DNA-binding transcription factor activity, RNA polymerase II-specific; sequence-specific DNA binding
Source: RefSeq, a predicted model, not a curated record
CAACCUCGCUCCCCUCCUCCCGCCUCCCCCCCGCUUCUGAAGAGCGCGCCGCGAGGGGGUCGGGCCGGUUACUUCCUCCAGCGGCGGACGAGCGCGGUGUCCCCGGCCCCGAGAGCCCGCAGCCGCCCGGCCCGCGUCCGGCCUCCCCGAGUGCCCCCGGCCCGCACCGGCGCCCCACCGCGCGCGCGCUCGCCCGGUGCGCAGCGAGGAGCCGCGAGCCCCGAGCAGCCGCCGUCCGCGCCCUGCGCCGGCCCUACCCGCAGCGAUGAAUGAUUUUGGGAUUAAGAACAUGGACCAGGUAGCCCCAGUGGCUAACGGUUACCGGGGAACACUCAAGCGCCAGCCAGCCUUUGACACUUUUGAUGGGUCCCUUUUUGCUGUUUUCCCCUCACUAACUGAAGAGCAAACACUCCAAGAAGUGCCAACAGGCUUGGAUUCCAUUUCUCAUGAUUCGAACAACUGUGAAUUGCCUUUGUUAACUCCAUGCAGCAAGGCUGUGAUGAGUCAGGCCUUAAAAGCUACCUUCAGUGGCUUCAAAAAGGAGCAGCGUCGCCUUGGCAUUCCUAAGAAUCCUUGGCUGUGGAAUGAGCAGCAAGUAUGCCAGUGGCUUCUCUGGGCAACCAACGAGUUCAGCCUGGUGAACAUCAACCUGCAGAGGUUCGGCAUGAAUGGCCAGGUGUUGUGUGACCUGGGCAAGGAGCGCUUUCUGGAGCUGGCACCUGACUUUGUGGGUGACAUCCUCUGGGAACAUCUGGAGCAGAUGAUCAAAGAAAACCAAGAAAAGACGGAAGAUCAGUAUGAAGAAAAUUCACAUCUCAACUCCGUUCCCCACUGGAUUAGCAGUAAUACGCUAGGUUUUGGCACCGAGCAAGCGCAGUACGGGGUGCAGACACAGAAUUACCCUAAAGGCGGCCUCCUGGACAGCGUGUGUCCAGCAUCGGCGCCCGGUGUGCUCAGCUCUGAGCAGGAUUUUCAGAUGUUCCCCAAGUCCCGGCUUGACACCGUCAGCGUCAACUACUGCCCGGUCAGACCGGACUUCCCAGCCAGCAACUUGAAUUUGCUCCCCAACAGUUCUGGGAAGCCCAAGGACCGCGACUCCUCUGAGAAUGGCACCGACAGCUUCGAGAGCUCCGAGUCCCUGCUGCGGUCCUGGAAUAGCCAGUCAUCCUUGCUGGACGUGCAGAGGGUGCCUUCCUUUGAGAGCUUCGAGGACGACUGCAGCCAGUCCCUCUGCCUUAAUAAACCGACCAUGUCUUUCAAGGAUUACAUCCAAGAGAGGAGUGACCCUGUGGAGCAAGGCAAACCAGUUAUACCUGCGGCUGUGCUGGCUGGCUUCACUGGCAGCGGACCCAUCCAGCUCUGGCAGUUUCUCCUGGAGUUGCUCUCAGACAAGUCUUGCCAGUCGUUCAUUAGCUGGACGGGGGACGGAUGGGAGUUCAAGCUUGCUGACCCUGACGAGGUGGCCCGCCGGUGGGGAAAGAGGAAAAAUAAGCCCAAGAUGAACUACGAGAAGCUGAGCCGGGGUUUGCGCUACUACUAUGACAAGAACAUCAUCCAUAAGACGUCAGGGAAGCGUUAUGUGUACCGCUUUGUGUGCGACCUCCAGAACCUUCUGGGGUUCACACCCGAGGAACUGCACGCCAUCCUGGGUGUCCAGCCCGACACGGAGGACUGAGGUCCCCAGGACCCGCGGACUGAGCGGGAAGCUCGUCUUGACUGACUGCUCCAAGGACCCAGGAAAGGCAGGUUUGGAUUUAUCCACAGAGGUCACCAAGAAGCAGUGGCCUAUUUCAUCACAGACCUUGCCUCUUGAUAAAGCUGUCUCCCCAUGGCCGAGACAGCCCAGCUGCUGGAUUCUAAGGUCUCCUGACGCACAGAUGCCACACACCACACUGUUAAAUGAGAGCGGUGGAGAAGGCAGCACCGGGAAGCCGCCCUGGCCCCGAGCAGGCCGUGGGACGGGAUGGUUCUGGCUGUUUGCAAUUCUCCAAGGAGUGAGCUGUCGCGGACAUACACCAACUUCCUUGAAAUUUUCUUUCGCCUUCUGCAACCAAGAACAGCAAAUGCACAAGCCGCCUCUUUGUUCAAGAGGGAUAGGAGGGUGGGAAGGAAAUAACCAUGCCAUGUCAGAAGUUAGUUUGUAUAUAUGAUUACAAUCUUAUAAUUGUUCUCAAAAUCCUCUAACAGUACUAUUUAACAAAAAUUGUAUAUUGUAAUUUAAAAUAAUUAUAUAACUGUAUUUGAAGUAAGAACACAGACAUCCGAUGUUUUGUUUCGUUUUUCAGUGGCACAUGUGCAUUUUACAAAGAUUUAAUCUGCCAAGGGCAGACUGGAGAGAAGUCCAGUCGGUAUUUAUACUUAAGAGACCUGAGGAAUAAGGUCUAAGACAGGUAGUCCCUGCUUUGUGUGUUUUUGUAGGGUUUUUACCUUGGUUAGCUGGAGUUUGUACAUUUGGGAAUUUUUACAAGAAACCUGAAGUUACUAUCUGGGGGCGCACCUGGUCUCCUCUGCUUGCUUCUCUCGUUGUAAAGCAAAGCGAUAAAGCAGUAUUUUUCUUGACAAAUGGCAUAUAAAAGUUUUCCACUUCUAUGCAUGUCUGUAAGUCAUUUUAUACACAAAGCAUAUUUUAUUUUUUAGUCUGUGUUUCUCCAACUACUCAGCUCUCCCUGACCACCUGGCCCCGUCCUUCCUGUGCCCUAAGUUACUCUGUAUGAUUAAAAUAAGAAUACUAUUUUUGGAAAUACGCGACUCCUUUUCAGAGAUCAGGAGGGAUUUAUGUAGCAGCUAUUUUUACUGCAAAAGUAAUUCACUGGAGAAAAUGUAAUUUGUAAGAAAGCUUUAUUUUUAUCUCAGCUCCAUGUAGAGUUAAACAUUGUGUAGAGCUGAAGAGUGGGGGAGGGGCAGGGUCUUCAUUAAACUUGUUGAAUGUACACAAAGCCCCAUUCCUUCUUCCCGACUUCCUUCCUCUGUUGUGUCCUGGACCGUGCAGGUAGCAUGCUGCCCCUUUCUUCCGUGUCUCAGCCAGAUAGGUUUUGUUUGUUUGUUUGUUUCUUGUUUUCCAGGACACAGACUGCCCAGAGGCACAGAGAGGGAACAGCGACAGGAAAGAAAGCACUGGGGCCCGUUCACAUGGAGAAAUGUGGACGCUUCCACAGUUUUUUCAAAAGAGCCCCUGAAUGGGGUGUGUUCCUGGCCUUCUUCAUAAAUGGUCCAGUCAAGUUGGUUUCAAAGUCGGAUGGGCUUUCCUGCUUCCUAGCAGUGUGGCUUUGGCCCAGUGGCUGGCGUCUCUGAAGAGUUGUCAUGUGAGGAGACAGGAGUCGGGUGGCAGGCCCGGCUGGGGAGCCAACCCAGAGCUGGGACGACUCACGCCGAAAUACCCACAGAAGACGGUUCCCAGUGUGUCUAAGCACAGGAUGUUUUUCUCAAGUGGGAUCUAUUUAUCACGCAGACAUCUGUUUAUAAUAUAAACAGACACGGGACUGGGAACAUCUUGCUGCCGAAAGAGGCUGAACCACAUGAAAUUGCCAAUAUGAGGCUGAUUAUCUACAAAGAUGGCAGUUUCCUGUGGUUCCCGUCUAAAGUCUUUAUGAACCUUGGGCGUGGUAAUGAACGGGUCUGAGCAUAAACUCUUUGUGAUUUGGUCUUUUUCCCCUUGAAUAAUAAAGUAUUUUGUUUAUAUA